CAGAUCGAUUCCUGCCCACUCUUUCCCUGCCACUUGCAGGAAGGGGUCCCCAACCGAGGAUGUAGAGACGAGCUUUUAAAGCCGUGGAGCAGGAGCCCAGCGCCGCAGCCUCCCAUUCACCAGGGAUCUAAACAUAGCAAGAAAACAACACCCGAAAUGAUCUUAAAGGAACAAUGACCUGUAAUUUUGUAAACCAAACCAAGUAACAAAAUGCACCCAACAUGCAAGUGAUUGCAGAUGGAAACAAAUUACACAUCAGAGAUGACAAUGCUGGUAACAGUAUCAUCCUCCAUCCAGCCUGCUCCCAUCCGCCACCACCUUUCUCCCCCUCCCACCCUACCAAAGCCUGGAAAGGACAACCUGCGGCUCCAGCGGCUGCUGAAGAAGGCAGCCAAGAAAAAUGCUGUCUUAGCUUCAGAGCAAGCCAAGCCCUUUCGGUCCUGCCUCUCACCCGUGAAUGAGGCCAGCCCUGACCUAGAGCACAAUGAAAGCGCUCCCCCAGCAGAGACGCCCGAAACUACAGCACCCCCCUCCACCAGCCUCCCAACCCACCUCUCCAUCAAGCCUGUCACCCACCGUGUCCCUUCCCCGUUCCGGAAGAGCAAGCCUUUCACACUGAAGGUGACUGAGCAGAGGCGCAUUGCCGAACACCUCAGGAUCACGACCUCCCCGGCCAUGCCCAUGCUACACAAGCCAAGUGCUCCUGAGACUCCACAGCAGCCUGAAGGCACAGACAUCCAACUUCCCUCUCCAGGCAACCCUUCCAUAUUUGUUUGCCCCCAGCCACCUCCUUCCAGUACACCCAGUAAAGAAAGGGCACCAGAAGUUACCUAUGUCACCAAGGUACACGCUUAUUUCCACAGUGUCAAGCCACCCAGGGCUAAGACACCCACAUCAAACCAGACCCAAGCAACCACCAGCCAUGAAGACAAAAGGCCUUCUUCUCCAGCAGCUGAAACAAGCUGCUGUGAACAAUCUCCAGGGCAGACAGCCGUCCAGCUCAAUGACAGCGAGGCCACGGCUCCCACAAUGGAGCCUCCUCUCGUUCCUGCUGCAGAGGCAGAGCCUCCUAAGGACCCCAAGCCUGUUCCUACUGAAGAGUCCAUCAAGGCCCCUUCACCAAAGCCCAGCACCUCUGAUUCACACACCAAUAAGCCUACAACCCAUGGAAGUGACAUGGAAAUAUCUGGAUCAGAGAGAGCUCCUGAAUUACCCAAGCAAGAUGGUGACAUCCUAAUAAAACCAACACCCAGUGCUCCUUGGAGGAAAGCACACCCGCAAACAGCAACCAUAGCAGAAGCUGACAGCAUGGGCACCACCUCCACAGACACCAAGGCAGAACAUGUCACUCAACCUCACUUGACCUGCAGCUUACAAAACACCAGCCUGCCCCUCAAAGCUGAGCCAGCACUACCAUCAGUAGAAGCAGCAAAACCUCCUGGAGCCAAUGCUGGUGGCUGGCAUCGCCUCAGGAAGCACUUGAUGGUGCAGCCAGAAGAACCCAAAUUCCCAGAGCCUAAGUCAGAAAAGGUGGGACAGGAGGAAGAGAGCAAGGAAGACAGCUCUCAAGCAAUCAUCAGUCAAGACCAUAGCCUGUUUAAAUCAAGGGCCACAAGAAUGUGGGAUGCUAUUUUAUACCAGAUGACAGUUAACAAAGAAAAGAAGCAGCAAGCAGAAGAGAAGAAGCUGCAGAAGGAAGAAAGCGUCUUUCUUCCCCGCCGCUUACCCAUCCUUCUACAUAAGCCACGCUUUGACGCUCGGAAACUGAAGGAGCUGGCUGCCAAACCCAUGACAAAGAUCACCACUGUGCUCGAGGUGGGCCGAUUUAGACCCAAAGUAGCUGAGGAGCACACCAAGAGCUUUAACAGAACAGCAUCAGGAUGGUCAGUCAACUGAAGCCAGGCUGCUCCACCAGACCCACAUCCUCUGGAGGUUCCUACAAGGCACCAAGCAAAAGAGCACCUAUGUCUAGGUUUACUGCCUGACAGAGCCAAGCACAAGGAAAAAAAUAAAAUUAAAUAAAACCCCUCCAAGCCAGCAGCCUCAUGCUGUGAAUUUAAGGGUUACUCUCCAUAUCUAUAUAAGCUUAAAUGCAUAACAUACCACAUUCAGAGGUCAUGAGCCAGGAAAACAGACAUGCACUUGUUUUUAAAAAGAGCCAACAAGCACUGUAUGUGGUAAUACAGGGAAGAGAGGGGAGCCACACAGCGAAGAG
This is a messenger RNA of Calidris pugnax (ruff), 2215 nucleotides long. Its product is annotated as nascent polypeptide-associated complex subunit alpha, muscle-specific form-like. The coding region runs from base 238 to 1896 and encodes 552 amino acids. The record is from RefSeq and is a predicted model, not a curated record. NCBI's taxonomy places the organism in Eukaryota, Metazoa, Chordata, Aves, Charadriiformes, Scolopacidae. The transcript has 3 exons.